CUAUCUUAGGACAUUUGAACAUAGAUAUACAACCGUAGGUAAAGUGUCUCGCUCAAGGACACAAGUGUGAAGCGGGGGAUUCGAACUCGAAUCGCAACCGAUGCCCUAACCGCUUUCAUAGAGUACUCAAAUUCGUUCUGUAGGAUGAAUGCAGGUGGAGAGAAAUUAUUACAUACCGUAAUCGGCCGUCAACACCAAAAUAUACAAUAAUUGUUGGCCUUAUGAAACAUCCACAGUCCCAAGAUUGAUUGGAGUAUUGACUUGUUAAAAAAAUCGCAUGAUUUAUUCAAACGGGGCGCUUAUUCGCGCGACGAUAAAUGAGUUCUUCGUAUAUUCUACGUUGAUACCGGAAAGGUCGCGUUUGGCUAUACAGUACUUGUAUAGUAUAGGGUACAAAGGUAACACAUGUUGUCAUAUCAAAAUAAAUGUGAGCAGAGAAAACCCCUACAAAUCACGCACACUGUUGGUCUUCUGGUCUACAUAUUCGAGUAGUGCAUCAAUUACAUAACACUACAAUGUGUAGUACAACGUCGAUUAGAUUUUUGACUUAUUACUGCAAGUUUUGUUGGUGCCAUGUAUUGAAUGCAUAUGAGGUACUGACCUUAAAUUUAUAAAUUUAAAGUACAGUACUGUUGUUACCAGAAUUUGAAAGUUUGGUGAAAGACGUGGACACUGAAAAUAUUGAUGCUCACCCACUAAGAUCAUCUGGACUUCGAGACAUUUUAAGAGAAACACCUGAAUCACCGAGAUGGAAGAUAGUGCAUGGAAAUUAUAAUAUUUAUACAGCGCGAAUGGAUUAGGUACUAUAGGCCAUAUUUAUCAAGCAAAAUCGGUUCCGUCUUUCCCAUAUGCGCCCGUGUAAAGAUAACAGUGUAGUGAAUAUAUUUGAAUAGGUCUGAUGAACCAGUUAAAAUAGACAAAUACACCGCAUGGACCCGGAUCCUCAUUAUCCGCUACCUACCCAAUAAAUAUAUAUUUUUAAUGGCCAUUGUAAACCAUGCCCCAAUUAACACACUUUUGUUAAACAUACUUCAGAAACUUAAAUAAAUAUUGCGGAACGUCAUGCCUGAAAAAGCAGUAUGCAACAAUCAAGAUUUCAGUUCGUUGUUAUCUGUGUAUUGAGAGUAACGGCGUGUUGAGGUCCUAAUAGUCCAGUGUUGAACCUGUGUGUUUGUAUAUUAGAGAUAUCAAAGAGGUUAUGAAGUUAUAUCGUGGUAAAGUCUAAACCAACGAGGAAUGGCUGGGCACCUGAAUGCAACCAAGAACUUCAUCAUAUCAGUGGAUGACAGUAAGCGACGUAGCCUUGAUGUCUUCAGUUUAUUCGAGGACGCCAGGAAAUCCUCAUUAUUGACUGAUGUCGUAAUUUGUGCCGGGUCGAAAGAGAUCUCCUGUCAUAAGAUCAUUCUGGCCAUGAACAGUGGCUAUUUCAGGGCGAUGUUCACCUGCGAUAUGCUGGAGAAUAAACUUCAAAAGUUAUAUCUAAAAGGACUUGAGCCAAGCGUUGUUGAAGCGCUUGUAGGGUAUAUAUACUCUGGCAAAAUCUACAUCGCAAAAGAAAACAUCUUUGAUUUGUUAGAAGCAGCAGAGAUGCUGAAGUUACAGUCGAUCAUUGACAGAUGUUCGACAGAAAUAUCAAAAAGAAUUUUAACACCAGACAACUGUAUUCAGAUAUAUUUUUAUUCAUGUUCGAAGGGGCCAAUGAAAGAAUUGUCAAAAAAGUCACUAAGAAAAAUUUGCGAUAACUUCAGUAACGUUGUUGAAACAUCUGGUUUUCUUACUAUGACAAAAGAAGAUUUAAUAACAGUAUUAUCCUCAAAAGACAUGACUGUGAGUGAAGACGCUAUGUUCUCUGCCAUUGUGCGCUGGAAGAACUAUUGUCCCGAAGAACGCGACACUAAAAUUCCAGAUAUAGUGCGGUCUUUAAAACUUCCGAUGAUAAAUAGGCGCCAUAUUGCCAGUGUUGCAUCUGUUGCUUUCGAGAAAGUUGUAAAUUGUAGGCGUAUCUUAACUGGAGCCGUGGCACAUCGGCGACCAGUUGAGGAGCCGCAGGCACGAAAACCACAUCGGAAAGUUUCGACCACUCGAAAACCAGUACAGACUUCAAAUGAGGUACUUCUUGUAGCGAAGAUUUUUAGAGGACCAAUGCAGACGGAAGAACUUACUAAUGAUUCGGAAGCUAUUUUGUUUAACAGCGAUGGGAGCCGAGAAAAUCGUUGGGUAAAAUUAGCGCCAAAAGAAGCUAAUACAUUGUAUGAUUGGCAGUCAGUUUCGUCAAUUGGUACUCAGGCGAUAAUCGUAGCAAAAGAUAACAUUUUCUUUCUCGAUCCGGUGACUGGGAAACAUAAGGAUAUACCUUUUCCAGGAACGGCAAGGAAAUCGUCAAACCCAGCCGAUACCGACAGCCGUCUGAUAUAUCGUGUGUCGUCUGUCGGACAUCUUGUGUUUCUUAUUGGAGUUACUUCAAAGAAUGAGGCUCGCAUGUGGCAGUUGGACAAAGUGCAUAACAAAUGGUCAGUUUGUCCGAGACCUCCAGCAAAGAUAAGACACGACGAAAUCGUAAUUACAACAUCAACUAACGAUAAACUUUUUCUGAUUAGCGUAGAAGAGAAUCUUUGUUACACACCAAGUAUCCGACGUUGGACGAGAUGCGUACCUCUUCCAAAAAAGAAAGAGACGUGGCACAUUUACGGUGCCGUGUGCUCAGGACGGACUCUCUUCCUGACAGCUAGCGAUGGUGUUCAUGUAUACGAUGUUCGAUCACAUUCCUGGUCGCAGGUAUCUUCAAGCAGAGAGUUCGGAAACCUGGAUUCAUGGCGCCAUGUUUGUCUACCGAUUUUUAUGAACAACAGUCUCCAUGUCGUAGUUGCUAAUCGACAUUGGUUUGAUUGCGUUCGCGUCUACAUGGCAACAGAAACCAACGAGGGUGACAAAAACAUGGAAUGGACGGAAAUCGCACGAAAAACUCUCAGUUACAAACAUAUGCUCUAUGAUCUAUUUUGCGUUCCAAUUCGAAACGAUGGCUUGCAGUAGCCUAGUAUUUGAUUUAGUAGAAAUGCCCAUUCCACGUACACAUCUCAAGGUCGGAUGCAAUAUAUUAAAAAAGAGGUCUGCUAAUUUUCGGAACCAAAAAUGGAAUUUGGCAGUCACAACAUUAAUAGCGUGGAUUCUUCUGUGGCUUUCGCCAUCCACCGAAAGGUUUUUUUUUUAAAUUAUUAUUUUUGAUUCUACGUGGCCUAUCAUAAUUAAAGCUUUGUCUCACUAUCAAAUUUCAUCAAAAAAGCGUCACAUAAAAUGUGAGUUGAGCACGUUCAACUUUUUUGAUACAAUUUGAUAAUAUAGGAUAUGACGUCAUCGUACCCAUAUGGGCACAUCACAUUUUUCUUGUCACAUAAAAUUUGAUAGUGUAGACAAAGCUUUAUGUAGUUUUUUCCCACUAAAAACAUUUGUUGUAGCAUAUUUUUAUACCGGUAUAAGAUAACUUUAUAAAUGACUUUGAACAUGAAAGUAUACCUGAGAAAGAGCUUGCUGUCAAUAAGUAGGACAGUGAUUAGUCGUUAUUGACAAUCUUUGGCCCAUGUACCUAACUAAUGAAUAUUUAUCUUAAUAUGAAAUCUAAAUGGGGCGAAGUAUCUACAAGAAAGUAGUAGCAAUGUUUUACAGCACUGGGGGUCUAAACAAAUUUGUUUGCUGUAUGCAUGAUACUGAUGCGAUGCUUAAAGUGAACAAUUUAGCGAAUCGAAAAAAGAAAAUCGCAUAUUAACAAUUGUUUAUCUCCUCCCAAAUAUUUCCGACUCCAAUCAGUCUACUGUUUUGAUUCAAUACAAUCAAGUUUAUACCGCACUCGAAAGGAACUGUAGUUAUCCAUUCACGAACGAAAUCAUAAUCGACCUGGAAGUAAAUCGAAUUAAACCAAUAGUUCGUUUCCAAAAUGAAUACAUAUACUUCUAAAGGACAAUAAUCGAAGAAAAACAAUCUGCGAAUAACAGCAACAACAGUUUUAUCUUGAAUAACAUUGAGCUAUUAAUAAUAUUAUUAUUAUUAUUAAAACAUAAUAGAUGACCAACGCUUUUUCCACAGAUAAUUGAAGCUUAUAUCUUACAAAGUUUGUGAUCCUACAAAAUCAAAUAAGCGAUUGGAUAUUUAAUGAUUUUUUUUUUUUUUGAGAUAUUGGUUGUGAUGAUGAUGAUCGCAGAAUAUCGGAUUACCGGAAGAGUGUUGACCUCUUUAACAUACGAAGUACAAUUAUGAAGCAUUACCGGAAGUGUUGAGUUUGUAUAAAGUAUCUUUCCGGGAAUUCUGUCUUGUUAAAAUGCUGGGGUGUGCGGCAUAUUCGUAGUGCUUCGAACUAGCGCUGUUCCGCGCAUGUACAAAAAAUGUGAAAUCCGUUUCUUCCUUUUGGAUUCAUAUUCCCAACAAAGCCCCAGUGGCCUAGUUGAUAAGGUGUCAACAUAGUUUUCACUCUCAUAAUCAUAUUCCUC
Molecule: messenger RNA, 4478 nt
Organism: Anneissia japonica
Lineage: Eukaryota; Metazoa; Echinodermata; Crinoidea; Comatulida; Comatulidae
Product: kelch-like protein 5
Exons: 2
Coding region: 1237-3030 (597 amino acids)
Molecular function (GO): protein binding
Source: RefSeq, a predicted model, not a curated record